Molecule: messenger RNA, 1763 nt
Organism: Lepisosteus oculatus (spotted gar)
Lineage: Eukaryota; Metazoa; Chordata; Actinopteri; Semionotiformes; Lepisosteidae
Source: RefSeq, a predicted model, not a curated record
GUCCUGGUGUCCUGUGCCCUGUGUCCAAGUCCUGGUGCCCUGUGCCCCUCUCACGGCCUGCCUGCCUCUCUCCAGAGAGCACGGACGACGAUGCCAUCUUGGCUUGGCACUGGGAGGAGGUGAAGGGGCCGCUGCGGGAGGAGAAGGUGUCGGCCGACACGCCCAUCCUGACGCUCACCAACCUGGUGCCUGGAAAUUACACCUUCAGCCUGACAGUGACGGACUCCGACGGGGCCCAGAGCUCGACCCUGGCGACGCUGGCAGUGAACAAGGCGGUAGAUUACCCGCCAGUGGCCAACGCCGGGCCCAACCAGGUGAUCACGCUGCCGCGCAACUACAUCACGCUGUACGGCAACCAGAGCACGGACGACCACGGGCCGCUGGGCUACGAGUGGACGCUGAGCCCCAACAGCAAGGGCAAGGUGAUGGAGGUGCAGGGCGUGAUGACCUCCACCCUCCAGCUGUCUGCGCUGCAGGAGGGCGACUACACCUUCCAGCUGACCGUCACCGACUCCGCUGGCCAGCAGGACACCGCAGAGGUCACCGUCAUCGUCCAGCCAGAGAACAACAAGCCCCCGGUGGCAGACGCAGGGCCGGAGAAGGAGCUGACCCUGCCGGUGGACAGGACUUCUCUGGACGCCAGCAAGAGCCAGGAUGACCAGGGCAUCAGCAAGUACCACUGGGAACAGAGCAAGGGGCCAGAGGGGGUGAAGCUGGAGAACGCCGACAGCGCUGUCGCCACGGUGACAGGCCUGCAGGUGGGCGAGUACGAGUUCACCCUCACCGUGACGGACGAGAGAGGCCUGGAGAGCAGAGACAGCGUCCGAGUUGUCGUCCGAGAGGAGGUGGACCAGCCCCCGCAGGCCCGGGUGCAGUCAGGGGUCCGGGUCACCCUGCCCGUCCGCACCGCGGCCCUCGAUGGGUCCCACUCCACUGAUGACAAGGGGGUGACCAGCUUCCUCUGGACCCGCGAUGAGAACAGCCCGGCCGCUGGGGAGGUGUUGAACAACUCCGACCACCAGGCGGUGCUGCUGCUGGGAAACCUGGUGGAGGGCAAGUACAGCUUCACCCUGACCGUGACGGACAGCAAGGGCCAGAGCAGCACGGACCACGGCACCGUGGAGGUGCGGCCAGACCCCUGGGCCCGCGACCUGGUGGAGCUGGUCCUGGAUGUGCCGGUGGCCCAGCUGACGCAGCGGCAGCGCGGGAUGCUCCUGCGACAGGUCGGAGUGCUGCUGGGAGUGCUGGACAGCGACAUCACUGUCCGAGAGGUCACCGCCUUCAAUGAGCGCAGUACCCGGCUGGUGUUCCUGGUGCUGGGAGGUCCAGGCCGCCCCCCCCUCUGUGGCCGGGAUGUUGCCGUGACGCUCCGCAGCAAACUGCACAAGCAGAGGAAUGACUUCCUGAUCUUCAGAGCCCGACAGGUGGACACAGUCAUCUGCCAGCUGAACUGCUCGAACCACGGGGAGUGCGACUCCUUUACCAAGCGCUGCGUCUGCCACCCCUUCUGGAUGGAGAACUUCUUCCGAACGCAGCUGGGAGACAGCGAGAGCAACUGUGAGUGGAGUGUUCUCUACGUCACCAUCGCAUCCUUCCUCAUCCUGGUUGCCAUGGGAGCCCUGUCCUGGGGAGUGGCGUGCUGCUGCCGCAGGCGCCGCGGACGGGCACGCAGGAAGAGCCGCUAUAAGAUCCUGGAGGCUGAGGACCAGGACAGCCUGGAGCUGCAGCCGCCGCGAGGUGAGCACAGAGGGGGCUGUACCUGA